AUGGGAUAGAUCUGUAAAUUGCCUUCAGUAACUGAGUCAAUCUAAGAUGAGGAUUCAAACGACAAAAGACCUCAAUCUUAAGAUUAAUAACAAUAGGAGUAAAUUUUGAAUAGCAAUCAGUUGAAUACAGUACCUAAUUAAUACUCAUUAUAAUUGUCAUGUAAUUAGGAAUUUGGGAUUCCUCAAUUUGGAUAAAAGAUGCAUUCUCUUCAAGAUAGUUGUUUCACACCUGAGUUCUUGGGAAUCAGUUAACCAUUUUAAUAAUAAGUGAAUAUAUAUUAAUAAUAAUUUUGAACUAUCGAAUUUUUCCAAAAAAGAUGAAGGUAACAAAAAUGUUAUGAAUUAAGGAAAGUAACGUCAAUCAUCUGUGCAUACUGAACAAUAGAACAGAAAAUCCUACAGAAGAUCUGCAUCAGCUGUUUAAUCCGGAAGGAAGAUUUCACAUAGUGCUAUCACUUUGAGGGAUAAUCAAAUUCAAAUCAGUAUUAUCAACAACAUCUCACAGUGUUUAGCAAAAAAAGUACUUUUUCUAAUCUAAACCUUAGAAAAUUUACGUUGAAAUUUAUUCUGGUCCCUAAUAAAAUGAUCGAAAUCAAUCAGAUUGUGAAGAUGAGAUUCUUUAUGCUCUAGGUGCUACCAUAGUAAAAAAAUUAAGUAAACAUACUCACUAUCUCAUUUGGCAAUGUAAAAUCCUAUUAAAAAUUUAGAUGGUUUAUUGAGUACAUUGGAGAAAGCAAAGGAAUGGAAUAUCAAGAUAGUCAAUCCUAUGUGGGUCAAUGAGUAAAUCUUAAAGUUAUUUUAGAUGCCUUACUAAAAAGAGGGAAGUCGAUGCUUCAAAUUUCCCAAUCAUUCAAUUAACCCCCCAAGAGGUUCAAGAGUUACUCAAGAAAGAUGUAUUUUAUGUAUUUAUAUAGAGAGUUCAUAUAAAGAAAGGAAAACAAUCAAAUCAAUAAAUCUAAGAAGAGGAAGAAGAAAUCAACGAAUUUAAAACUAGACACAUUUUUAGUUAAUUCAAGGAUCAAUUAUAAUAAAUAGCUAAAAGCACCAAUAAAUCAUAUGUGUCAAUUUCGCAUUAUAAACAAUCCUCCAAAGAUAUACAUGACAAAGUUAAGUAAGAACUAAUACAUGAAGAAUUGGAAACAGAAUAAUUAGAAGUGUCAUAAAAAAUGAACUCUCAAAUGUUAUCCAAAAAGAGUUCGAAAAAUUAAAAAUCAAAAACAUAAUAAAUUGAGUCAAAAUUCAACUUGGUUUUACAUAAAUCAUGUGAUUUUAACAUAUUGAAUUUAUUUGAAUAAAUAAAUUUGAAGUAAAUUUCAAUUAUAAUAAAGAGAUUAGUAUCAAUUAGUUAUGGAAGAAGAUAUGAAAAUCAAGUGCGAUAUACUUGUUAUCAAUGAGGAUAAACUGGUUUAUGAUUUGGUUUUUUGUUGUUGUUGUUUAAAUAAGUAGACUAAAAUUAUUUCUUAAAAAUGGAUUAUCAAAUAGUAACAGAAUCAGAAAAAGGAGAUAUCUUUUAAUCAAUAUCUUUUGAAUUACAAUAUGUAAAAGAGUACUAAUAACAUUAUUACAAUAGAAAUAUUGUUCCCUUAUAACUUUUACGUUUAUUUCUCCAAACCAAAGACCUCUUAAUAAAAGAAUAUUAAUCAAAAUUUAAAGUAAGGUUUAGAAUAAUUGAUCUAAAAUUUUGGUGGAAAGGUACAAAUAUUUAAUUAAACUAGAUAACUUCAAAAGAAUUUUGUGAUAUAAUGGUAGUAAUGAAGAUCAUGUUAAAGUCUACUGCAUAAACAAUACUCAAUUCAAACCCUAAUAUUAAAAUUAUUCAUGCAGAGUGGUUAUACAAGUCGAUUUAACAAGGUAGUUUGACUGACUUGAAUGAAUAUAUCAUCUAAUAUUGA
Molecule: messenger RNA, 1892 nt
Organism: Paramecium octaurelia
Lineage: Eukaryota; Ciliophora; Oligohymenophorea; Peniculida; Parameciidae
Source: the annotation of a GenBank genome assembly